AUGUCGGCUCCAGAUGCCUCCAACAAGGCAUUACCAGCCCCAUCUUUGGCUCCUAUUGCCUGUCCUGAUCAGGAACGACGCAGUCAGAUUGUCCUCAAACUCGUGGCAGAGAACGCCAGACUGAAUCCGGAUGGCGUUGGAGCUCUCUUCGACCUUGCUAAGAAAGAGGUACUCCGACAACUGGUGGCUUCCAACAAGGCGCCGCCCGCUAUCUCAGAAUCAUACUGCUCCUGGCUGGCCGAGAAGAUGAUCUGGACGCGCUUCGUUCCUCACGAGACAUUUUCCUUCGUGGAACCACAGCUUUCUCCCGGUCUCUUCCUGCAGCCAUCGGCGGAAUAUGCCGCCGCCCUCAUGCGCAACCUUAGAAAGCGAAGAGAACUGGUGCUCCAAGCUGCUCCAGUAAACCCGACCGAGCCAAAUUCGAAAUGGCGGUUCAAGAAGAUCGGAACUCCAAUCCAGCGGAAAGAGAUCAUGAAUUUUCUCUUGCACCAGGACUCGCGGCCUGCUGUUACCAAGACAAGACAUCUGACGAUCAGGAGUCCCUUUAGCCUCACACUUCACAACAGUCUGUGGAACAACAAUCCCGGUCAGCUCAAAAGAAUUCUGCACGAAUCACAGAAACUUCCGGCUGUAUUGAGCCCCUGGGGCCGUGAUUCACCCUUGCAACUGGAGGUUACUAGCUCGGCCUUAGCUCGUGGCUUUUUGGAAGUUGUCAUACUGCUUGCUCAAAAACCACAAGAGAGAAUAGGCAGCACUUUAUUUGAGCAUUACGUCGCAGGAUACAUGUUACUGCUCAAAUGGUAUCUCCACAUUUGCUGCCAAACUCAGGAUAAGGACUCGGUUGGCGUCAACCUAUUUGGUGCCGUUACAUAUCAGCGUGAGAAGACGUUGGGUCACCCGUUCGAUGAAGCCUACCGUUGGGUGGACAAUCCCAUUGACCUCAAAGUCAUGCAUGAGCAAUUUGCCCUCGCAGACGCCUCGCUAUGGCUGGACUGGCAGAGAGUAGCCGAGACCGCAUACUCGACGUCUGAGAUUACAAAGGCAAAGACAUUUGAGGAAGCGAAAGCAGUCAUAUACAAAACUGCGGACAACGACUCCAUGUCAGGGAUCAAGAGAGAGCACGCCCUGCUAUUACUUCACGAGAUCUGGCAGCGCAGGGGUUCGUUCCUCGAUCGGUUCGAAAUAGAGAAAGAGUACGAUCGACUCGUGACAGACUACCUCCUUCCGGACGUCGUCUCCACACUCGACAACUUCUUUGAAAUCAACGAAAUGCCAGAGAAGAUGUGUGAGUGGGCAGCAGCAAAUCCGUUCGAGAUCAAACGGAAGGACACUGACCAAUUAUGCGAGCUUAUGUGGAGGGCAUGGCGGCAGCUUACGGCGGGCUUUGAGGAGAAACAAAAGAGGAUUCUCUUUGUGUAUCAAGUUCAGCAUAUUCGAAAAAUGUACCGAGAAUAUCUCGCUGAGCUCAAGCUCUAUAGCAAGGGGAUGAAAGAGUUGAGAGAAUUUGUGUGCAAGAACGAAGCGCACUUCCUUCUGUCGGAAGAAAUUCGUUGGCAAUUGGCUCUUGACGAGUAUGAGAAGCAGUUUCAGGCUCCGGCACUUGAUGUGUGCCAAAAGGAGGGUGAGAAGGAGAUCGAGGCUUCCCAGAAUGGCAAGAAGGAGAAAGAUGCCGAGCAGGCGCAUAGUGAAAAUGGGGCCGCGCCCCCUGAAUAA
Messenger RNA from Neurospora tetrasperma FGSC 2508, 1713 nucleotides. RefSeq lists its product as uncharacterized. The transcript is spliced from 2 exons. Bases 1 to 1713 code for a protein of 570 amino acids. NCBI's taxonomy places the organism in Eukaryota, Fungi, Ascomycota, Sordariomycetes, Sordariales, Sordariaceae. The record is from RefSeq and is a predicted model, not a curated record.